AUGUCCCAAGAAACCACAUCUUGGGUGUCCCAUGGGAACGGUACCCGCUUCGCGCUACAAGAAGUCAAGUUGGGACCUCUAAAAGCGGAUGAAGUCAGAGUGAAACUCAAGGCUACAGGCAUCUGCCAUACCGGUCUGCUGCUCAAGCUGUUAUUGCGGAUCGAUACUAACUUGGUCGUAGAUAUCCUCGCUGCUGAUGGCGACCUUCCUGCACAACUCCCGGCCAUCCUUGGGCACGAGGGAGCGGGAGAGAUUGUGGAGGUUGGACCUGGAGUCUCCAACCUGCAGGAAGGGGACCGCGUGGUCCUCUCUUUUGCGUCAUGUUCCUCGUGCCACAGCUGUCUAUCUGGCGUCCCAACUGCUUGUAGCGAAUUUCUAGCCUUGAAUUUGAUGGGGACACGGACCGAGAACGUGCACACAAUACCCUCAACUUCUGCCGAGGACCAACAAGGGAACGAAGCAAUUUCAUUGACGACUAAAUUUUUUGGACAAUCUACAUUUGCAACAUUUGCGAAUGUCAAUGUUCGCUCAUGCGUCAAGCUGAACCCAAAGUCCAUGAAGCUGGCCUCUGGCGACGAUGUCCCAUGGGCUCGUCUGGCAUCAUUGGGCUGCGGAUUUAUGACCGGUUCAGGCACAGUCUUGAACGUAUGCAAACCGGGACCAGGCUCUAGUAUCGGGGUCUUUGGAGUUGGUGCAGUCGGUCUCGCAGCCAUUGCCGCGGCGAGAAAUCUUUCCGCAGCAAGCUCCAUCAUUGCUGUGGAUAUCUCCCAGCCCAAGCUGGACGUCGCAGCAUCCAUGGGUGCGACACUUUGCUUCAACUCACGCCAAGGCAAUGAUGCUUGUAUUCAAGCUAUCAAAGAUGCCACAGGUGGUCGGGGACUCGAUUUUGCAAUAGACACGACGGGUAAUGUCAAUGUUAUCGGAACAAUGCUUCGCUGCUUGACAGCUUACGGUACCGGGAUACAGAUAGCAGGUCCAUCGUCAGGCAAAAAUGUCGAGGUUCAUCCGUCAUUCAUGGUCAACGCUGCAGUUACUUACCGAGGUAUCAUAAUGGGUGCUGCAAAUCCACAAUUAUACAUACCCGCUCUGCUAGAUUACUACUUACAGGGUAGAUUUCCAGUUGUAGACCUCGUCAAGGAGUAUCACUACCGCGAUCUGAACGUUGCCAUCGAGGAGAUGAAGACAGGAUCUGUGGUGAAAGCCGUUCUAGUCUGGGACUGA
Exophiala mesophila is the source of this 1221-nucleotide messenger RNA. RefSeq lists its product as uncharacterized. The coding region runs from base 1 to 1221 and encodes 406 amino acids. Gene Ontology annotation, molecular function: zinc ion binding; S-(hydroxymethyl)glutathione dehydrogenase [NAD(P)+] activity. The record is from RefSeq and is a predicted model, not a curated record. NCBI's taxonomy places the organism in Eukaryota, Fungi, Ascomycota, Eurotiomycetes, Chaetothyriales, Herpotrichiellaceae. Gene Ontology annotation, cellular component: cytosol. Gene Ontology annotation, biological process: formaldehyde catabolic process. The transcript is spliced from 3 exons.